This is a messenger RNA of Parnassius apollo (apollo), 8067 nucleotides long. The record is from the annotation of a GenBank genome assembly. NCBI's taxonomy places the organism in Eukaryota, Metazoa, Arthropoda, Insecta, Lepidoptera, Papilionidae.
AUGCGUAUUAAAUUUAGAUUGAUGCAACCAAAUGUCACCACAUCUACAGAUAUAAUUGUUGAUAGCUUUAAUGAUUAUGACCUGGAAGAUACAGCAUUGGCCCCGACGUCGAACGCACCCACAGCGUUAGAUGUGGAGCUAGACCCGGCGUUAGACGUGGAGCCAGACCCGGUUCCAGACGUGGAGCUAGACCCGGCGCCAGACGUGGAGCCAGACCCGGCGCCAGACGUGGAGCUAGACUCGGCGCCAGACGUGGAGUCAGACCCGGUGCUAGACGUGGAGCCGGGCCCGGUGCUGGACGUGGAGCCGGGCCCGGUGCUGGACGUGGAGCCAGGCCCGGUGCCAGACGUGGAGCCAGACCCGGUGCUAGACGUGGAGCCAGGCCCGGUGCUAGACGUGGAGCCAGGUCCGGUGCUAAACGUGGAGCCAGGCCCGGUGCUAGACGUGGAGGCAAGCCCGGCGCUAGACGUGGAGCUAGACCCGGCGCUAGACGUGGAGCCAGGCCCAGUGCUAGACGUGGAGCCAGGCCCGGUGCUAGACGUGGAGCCAGGCCCGGUGCUAGACGUGGAGCCAGGCCCAGUGCCAGACGUGGAGCCAGGCCCGUUGCUAGACGUGGAGCCAGGCACGGUGCUAGACGUGGAGCCAGGCACGGUGCUCGAACGUGGAGCUAGACCCGGCGCUAGACGUGGAGCCAGGCCCGGUGCUAGACGUGGAGCAAGGCCCGGUGCUAGACGUGGAGCCAGGUCCGGUGCUAGAAGUGGAGCCAGGCCCGGUGCUAGACGUGGAGCCAGGCCCAGCGGCCCGGUGCUAGACGUGGAGCCAGCCCCGGUGCUAGACGUGGAGCGAGACCCGGCGCUAGACGUGGAGCCAGACCCGGUGCCAGACGUGGAGCCAGACACGGCGCCAGACGUGGAGCCAGACCCGGCGCCAGACGUGGAGCUAGACCCGGCGCCAGACGUGGAGUCAAACCCGGUGCCAGACGUGGAGUCAGACCCGGCGCCAGACGUGGAGCUAGACACGGCGCCAGACGUGGAGUCAGACCCGGUGCUAGACGUGGAGGCAGGCCCGGCGCUAGACGUGGAGCUAGACCCGGCGCUAGACGUGGAGCCAGGCCCGGUGUUAGACGUGGAGCCAGGCCCGGUGCUAGACGUGGAGCCAGGCCCGGUGCUAGACGUGGAGCCAGGCCCGGUGCUAGACGUGGAGCCAGGCCCGGUGCUAGACGUGGAGCCAGGCCCAGUGCUAGACGUGGAGCUAGACCCGGCGCUAGACGUGGAGCCAGGCCCGGUGCUAGACGUGGAGCCAGGCCCGGUGCUAGACUGGGAGCCAGGCCCAGUGCUAGACGUGGAGCUAGACCCGGCGCUAGACGUGGAGCCAGGCCCGGUGCUAGACGUGGAGCCAGGCCCGGUGUUAGACGUGGAGCCAGGUCCGGUGCUAGGCGUAGAGCCAGGCCCGGUGCUAGACGGGGAGCCAGGCCCGGUGCUAGACGUGGAGUUAGACCCGGCGCUAGACGUGGAGCCAGACCCGGCGCCAGACGUGGAGCCAGACCCGGCGCCAGACGUGGAGCUAGACCCGGCGCCAGACGUGGAGCUAGCCCCGGCGCUAGACGUAGAGCCAGGCCCGGUGCUAGACGUGGAGCCAGGCCCGGUGCUAGACGUGGAGCCAGGCCCAGUGCUAGACGUGGAGCUAGACCCGGCGCUAGACGUGGAGCCAGGCCCGGUGCUAGACGUGGAGCCAGGCCCAGUGCUAGACGUGGAGCCAGGUCCGGUGCUAGACGUGGAGCCAGGCCCGGUGCUAGACGGGGAGCCAGGCCCGGUGCUAGACGUGGAGUUAGACCCGGCGCUAGACGUGGAGCCAGGCUGGGUGCUAGACGUGGAGCCAGGCCCGGUGCUAGACGUGGAGCCAGCCCCGGUGCUAGACGUGGAGCCAGACCCGGCGCUAGACGUGGAGCCAGGCCCGGUGCCAGACGUGAAGCCAGACCCGGCGCCAGAAGUGGAGCCAGACCCGGCGCCAGACGUGGAGCUAGCCCCGGCGCUAGACGUGGAACCAGGCCCGGUGCUAGACGUGGAGCCAGGCCCGGUGCUGGACGUUGAGCCAGCCCCGGUGCUAGACGUGGAGCCAGACCCGGCGCUAGACGUGGAGCCAGGCCCGGUGCCAGACGUGGAGCCAGACCCGGCGCCAGAAGUGGAGCCAGACCCGGCGCCAGACGUGGAGCUAGACCCGGCGCCAGACGUGGAGCUAGACCCGGCGCCAGACGUGGAGCCAGACCCGGCGCUAGACGUGGAGCCAGGCCCGGUGCCAGACGUGGAGCCAGACCCGGCGCCAGAAGUGGAUCCAGACCCGGCGCCAGACGUGGAGCUAGACCCGGCGCCAGACGUGGAGCCUAGCCCCGGCGCUAGACGUGGAGCCAGGCCCGGUGUUAGACGUGGAGCCAGACCCGGUGCUAGACGUGGAGCCAGACCCGGUGCUAGACGUGGAGCCAGGCCCGGUGCUAGACGUGGAGCCAGGCCCGGUGCCAGACGUGGAGCCAGACCCGGCGCCAGAAGUGGAGCCAGACCCGGCGCCAGACGUGGAGCUAGACCCGGCGCCAGACGUGGAGCCAGGCCGGUGCUAGACGUGGAGCCAGGCCCGGUGCUAGACGUGGAGAUAGACCCGGCGCUAGACGUGGAGCCAGGUCCGGUGCUAGACGUGGAGCCAGGCCCGGUGCUAGAGGUGGAGCCAGGCCCGGUGCUAGACGUGGAGCCAGGCCCGGUGCUAGACGUGGAGCCAGGCCCGGUGCUAGACGUGGAGCCAGGCCCAGUGCUAGACGUGGAGCUAGACCCGGCGUUAGACGUGGAGCCAGGCCCGGUGCUAGACGUGGAGCCAGGCCCGGUGCUAGACGUGGAGCCAGGCCCGGUGCUAGACGUAGAGCCAGGCCCGGUGCUAGACGGGGAGCCAGGCCCGGUGCUAGACGAGGAGCCAGCCCCGGUGCUAGACGUGGAGCCAGGCCCGGUGCCAGACGUGGAGCCAGACCCGGCGCCAGAAGUGGAGCCAGACCCGGCGCCAGACGUGGAGCUAGACCCGGCGCCAGACGUAGUGCCAGCCCCGGCGCUAGAUGUGGAGCCAGGCCCGGUGCUAGACGUGGAGCCAGCCCCGGUGCUAGACGUGGAGCCAGCCCCGGUGCUAGACGUGGAGCCAGACCCGGCGCUAGACGUGGAGCCAGGCCCGGUGCCAGACGUGGAGCCAGACCCGGCGCCAGAAGUGGAGCCAGACCCGGCGCCAGACGUGGAGCUAGACCCGGCGCCAGACGUGCAGCUAGCCCCGGCGCUAGACGUGGAACCAGGCCCGGUGCUAGACGUGGAGCCAGGCCCGGUGCUAGACGUGGAGCCAGCCCCGGUGCUAGACGUGGAGCCAGGUCCGGUGCUAGAAGUGGAGCCAGGUCCGGUGCUAGAAGUGGAGCCAGGCCCGGUGCUAGACGUAGAGCCAGGCCCGGUGCUAGACGGGGAGCCAGGCCCGGUGCUAGACGAGGAGCCAGCCCCGGUGCUAGACGUGGAGCCAGGCCCGGUGCCAGACGUGGAGCCAGACCCGGCGCCAGAAGUGGAGCCAGACCCGGCGCCAGACGUGGAGCUAGACCCGGCGCCAGACGUAGUGCUAGCCCCGGCGCUAGAUGUGGAGCCAGGCCCGGUGCUAGACGUGGAGCCAGGCCCGGUGCUAGACGUGGAGCCAGCCCCGGUGCUAGACGUGGAGCCAGACCCGGCGCUAGACGUGGAGCCAGGCCCGGUGCCAGACGUGGAGCCAGACCCGGCGCCAGAAGUGGAGCCAGACCCGGCGCCAGACGUGGAGCUAGACCCGGCGCCAGACGUGGAGCUAGCCCCGGCGCUAGACGUGGAACCAGGCCCGGUGCUAGACGUGGAGCCAGGCCCGGUGCUAGACGUGGAGCCAGCCCCGGUGCUAGACGUGGAGCCAGGUCCGGUGCUAGAAGUGGAGCCAGGUCCGGUGCUAGAAGUGGAGCCAGGCCCGGUGCUAGACGUGGAGCCAGGCCCAGCGCCAGGCCCGGUGCUAGACGUGGAGCCAGCCCCGGUGCUAGACGUGGAGCGAGACCCGGCGCUAGACGUGGAGCCAGACCCGGUGCCAGACGUGGAGCCAGACACGGCGCCAGACGUGGAGCCAGACCCGGCUCCAGACGUGGUGCUAGACCCGGCGCCAGACGUGGAGUCAAACCCGGUGCCAGACGUGGAGUCAGACCCGGCGCCAGACGUGGAGCUAGACACGGCGCCAGACGUGGAGUCAGACCCGGUGCUAGACGUGGAGGCAGGCCCGGCGCUAGACGUGGAGCUAGACCCGGCGCUAGACGUGGAGCCAGGCCCGGUGUUAGACGUGGAGCCAGGCCCGGUGCUAGACGUGGAGCCAGGCCCGGUGCUAGACUUGGAGCCAGGCCCGGUGCUAGACGUGGAGCCAGGCCCGGUGCUAGACGUGGAGCCAGGCCCAGUGCUAGACGUGGAGCUAGACCCGGCGCUAGACGUGGAGCCAGGCCCGGUGCUAGACGUGGAGCCAGGCCCGGUGUUAGACGUGGAGCCAGGUCCGGUGCUAGGCGUAGAGCCAGGCCCGGUGCUAGACGGGGAGCCAGGCCCGGUGCUAGACGUGGAGUUAGACCCGGCGCUAGACGUGGAGCCAGACCCGGCGCCAGAAGUGGAGCCAGCCCCCGCGCGAGACGUGGAGCCAGACCCGGCGCCAGACGUGGAGCUAGCCCCGGCGCUAGACGUAGAGCCAGGCCCGGUGCUAGACGUGGAGCCAGGCCCGGUGCUAGACGUGGAGCCAGGCCCAGUGCUAGACGUGGAGCUAGACCCGGCGCUAGACGUGGAGCCAGGCCCGGUGCUAGACGUGGAGCCAGGCCCGGUGCUAGACGUGGAGCCAGGUCCGGUGCUAGACGUGGAGCCAGGCCCGGUGCUAGACGGGGAGCCAGGCCCGGUGCUAGACGUGGAGUUAGACCCGGCGCUAGACGUGGAGCCAGGCUGGGUGCUAGACGUGGAGCCAGGCCCGGUGCUAGACGUGGAGCCAGCCCCGGUGCUAGACGUGGAGCCAGACCCGGCGCUAGACGUGGAGCCAGGCCCGGUGCCAGACGUGGAGCCAGACCCGGCGCCAGAAGUGGAGCCAGACCCGGCGCCAGACGUGGAGCUAGACCCGGCGCCAGACGUGGAGCUAGCCCCCGGCGCUAGACACGUGGAGCCAGACCCGGCGCUAGACGUGGAGCCAGGCCCGGUGCCAGACGUGGAGCCAGACCCGGCGCCAGAAGUGGAGCCAGACCCGGCGCCAGACGUGGAGCUAGACCCGGCGCCAGACGUGGAGCUAGAACCCGGCGCCAGACGUGGAGCCAGACCCGGUGCUAGACGUGGAGCCAGGCCCGGUGCUAGACGUGGAGCCAGGCCCGGUGCCAGACGUGGAGCCAGACCCGGCGCCAGAAGUGGAGCCAGACCCGGCGCCAGACGUGGAGCUAGACCCGGCGCCAGACGUGGAGCCAGGCCCGGUGCUAGAUGUGGAGCCAGGCCCGGUGCUAGACGUGGAGAUAGACCCGGCGCUAGACGUGGAGCCAGGUCCGGUGCUAGACGUGGAGCCAGGCCCGGUGCUAGAGGUGGAGCCAGGCCCGGUGCUAGACGUGGAGCCAGGCCCGGUGCUAGACUUGGAGCCAGGCCCGGUGCUAGACGUGGAGCCAGACCCGGUGCAAGACGUGGAGCCAGGCCCAGUGCUAGACGUGGAGCUAGACCCGGCGCUAGACGUGGAGCCAGGCCCGGUGCUAGACGUGGAGCCAGGCCCGGUGCUAGACUGGGAGCCAGGCCCAGUGCUAGACGUGGAGCUAGACCCGGCGCUAGACGUGGAGCCAGGCCCGGUGCUAGACGUGGAGCCAGGCCCGGUGUUAGACGUGGAGCCAGGUCCGGUGCUAGGCGUAGAGCCAGGCCCGGUGCUAGACGGGGAGCCAGGCCCGGUGCUAGACGUGGAGUUAGACCCGGCGCUAGACGUGGAGCCAGAUCCGGCGCCAGAAGUGGAGCCAGACCCGGCGCCAGACGUGGAGCUAGACCCGGCGCCAGACGUGGAGCUAGCCCCGGCGCUAGACGUAGAGCCAGGCCCGGUGCUAGACGUGGGCCAGGCCCGGUGCUAGACGUGGAGCCAGGCCCAGUGCUAGACGUGGAGCCAGACCCGGCGCUAGACGUGGAGCCAGGCCCGGCGCUAGACGUGGAGCCAGGCCCGGUGCUAGACGUGGAGCCAGGCCCGGUGCUAGACGUGGAGCCAGGCCCGGCAGACGGAGCCAGGCCCGGGGUGCUAGACGCGAGCCAGGGGGGACGUGGAGCCAGGCUGGGUGUAGACGUGGAGCCAGGCCCGGUGCUAGACGUGGAGCCAGCCCCAGUGCUAGACGUGGAGCCAGACCCGGCGCUAGACGUGGAGCCAGGCCCGGUGCCAGACGUGGAGCCAGACCCGGCGCCAGAAGUGGAGCCAGACCCGGCGCCAGACGUGGAGCUAGACCCGGCGCCAGACGUGGAGCUAGCCCCGGCGCUAGACGUGGAACCAGGCCCGGUGCUAGACGUGGAGCCAGGCCCGGUGCUAGACGUUGAGCCAGCCCCGGUGCUAGACGUGGAGCCAGACCCGGCGCUAGACGUGGAGCCAGGCCCGGUGCCAGACGUGGAGCCAGACCCGGCGCCAGAAGUGGAGCCAGACCCGGCGCCAGACGUGGAGCUAGACCCGGCGCCAGACGUGGAGCUGGACCCGGCGCCAGGACGUGGAGCCAGACCCGGUGCUAGACGUGGAGCCAGGCCCGGUGCUAGACGUGGAGCCAGGCCCGGUGCCAGACGUGGAGCCAGACCCGGCGCCAGAAGUGGAGCCAGACCCGGCGCCAGACGUGGAGCUAGACCCGGCGCCAGACGUGGAGCCAGGCCCGGUGCUAGAUGUGGAGCCAGGCCCGGUGCUAGACGUGGAGAUAGACCCGGCGCUAGACGUGGAGCCAGGUCCGGUGCUAGACGUGGAGCCAGGCCCGGUGCUAGAGGUGGAGCCAGGCCCGGUGCUAGACGUGGAGCCAGGCCCGGUGCUAGACGUGGAGCCAGGCCCGGUGCUAGACGUGGAGCCAGGCCCAGUGCUAGACGUGGAGCUAGACCCGGCGUUAGACGUGGAGCCAGGCCCGGUGCUAGACGUGGAGCCAGGCCCGGUGCUGACGUGGAGCCAGGCCCGGUGCUAGACGUAGAGCCAGGCCCGGUGCUAGACGGGGAGCCAGGCCCGGUGCUAGACGAGGAGCCAGCCCCGGUGCUAGACGUGGAGCCAGGCCCGGUGCCAGACGUGGAGCCAGACCCGGCGCCAGAAGUGGAGCCAGACCCGGCGCCAGACGUGGAGCUAGACCCGGCGCCAGACGUAGAGUUAGCCCCGGCGCUAGAUCCAGGCUCGGUGCCAGACGUGGAGCCAGACCCGGCGCCAGAAGUGGAGCCAGACCCGGCGCCAGACGUGGAGUUAGACCCGGCGCCAGACGUGGAGCUAGACCCGGCGCCAGACGUGGAGCCAGACCCGGCGCUAGACGUGGAGCCAGGCCCGGUGCCAGACGUGGAGCCAGACCCGGCGCCAGAAGUGGAGCCAGACCCGGCGCCAGACGUGGAGCUAGACCCGGCGCCAGACGUGGAGCUAGCCCCGGCGCUAGACGUGGAACCAGGCCCGGUGCUAGACGUGGAGCCAGGCCCGGUGCUAGACGUGGAGCCAGCCCCGGUGCUAGACGUGGAGCCAGGCCCGGUGCUAGACGUGGAGCCAGGUCCGGUGCUAGACGUGGAGCCAGGCCCGGUGCUAGACGUGGAGCCAGGUCCGGUGCUAGACGUGGAGCCAGGCCCGGUGCAAGACGUGGAGCCAGACCCGGGGCUAGACGUGGAGCCAGGCCCGGUGUUAGACGUGGAGCUAGACCCGGCGCUAGACGUGGAGCCAGGCCCAGUGCUAGACGUGGAGCCAGGCCCGGUGCUAGACGUGGAGCCAGUCCCGGCGCUAGUCGUGGAGCCAGUCCCGGUGCUAGACGUGGAGCCAGACCCGGUGCUAGACGUGGAGCUAGACCCGGCGCUAGACCCAGUGUGA